UUCUCAGCGGGAGAUUGUCUCUCUCUUGCCUUUUUCUCUCGAUCUCUCUACAAAUUCAAAAAUUUCAGUUUUCCGGUUUCUUCGAGCGGGUUGCUGUCCAACGGAUCUGCGAUAAGAAAUCCUCAGGUUAAUUCUGAAAUGGAGAUUCCGGCCAUGUCUGUGAAAUUGUGGCCUCCUUCUCAAGCUACGCGGCUAAAGCUUGUGGAGAGGAUGACCAAGAAUCUUGUGACUCCUUCAAUUUGGUCUAGAAAGUAUGGUUUAUUGAGUGAGAAAGAAGCAGAGGAGGAUGCCAAAGAAAUCGAGGCUGCGGCUUUCGAUAUUGCGAACCAACAUUUUGCUAAGGAGCCCGAUGGCGACGGCUGUUCCGCCAUCCAGUUAUAUGCGAAAGAAUCAAGUAGGCUCAUGAUCGAAGUCAUCAAACGAGGUCCUAUUGCAAAAGUCGAAGCGGAUCUUGGUAUAUUAACCAAGAUUAAAGGAUCUGAGGGAACUUCUUUUGAUAUAUCCGGAAAUCCGCGGAAGGAAAUCGACGCCGGAGAUGCUGAGAAGCUGUUCAAAGCCUUGAAGGAGUCUGGCGUUAAGUAUACAAAGAUUUGCUUUAGCAAUACGAGUUUCGGCAGGGAGGCGGCACUUGUUGCCGAGCCUGUAUUGUCUUCGAUUAAGGAACAAUUGACGGAAAUCGACUUAUCGGAUUUUGUUGCGGGGAGGAACGAGGAAGAAGCACUCGAUGUAAUGAAGAUAUUUUCUUCGGCUCUGGAAGGCACUAAACUACGGUAUCUUAAUCUUUCAAACAAUGCGUUGGGCGAGAAGGGGAUUCGGGCAUUCGAACCACUUCUGAAAUCGCAAGAUAAUUUGGAAGAACUGUAUCUGAUCAACGACGGCAUUUCGGAGGAGGCUGCGGAGGCAGUGUUAGAGUUAAUUCCCUCGACGAAUAACCUAAAAAUCCUCCAUUUCCAUAACAACAUGACCGGAGACGAAGGAGCGGUAGCGAUUUCGAAAAUGGUGCGUAAUUCCGCCGCGCUGGAAGAUUUCCGGUGCUCGUCGACGAGGGUCGGAUCCGAUGGAGGCAUUGCUCUAGCUAAAGCACUCGGAUCAUGUAAUCGGUUGAAAAAGCUCGACUUGACGGACAAUAUGUUUGGCGUCGAAGCCGGUUUGGCGUUGAGCAAAGCAUCCUCGGCUUUUUCGAAUCUAACAGAAAUCUACCUGACGUAUUUGAAUCUCGAGGACGAGGGUUCGAUCGCGAUAUUAAACGCGCUACGGGAAUCUGCUUCGUCUCUCGAAGUUCUCGACAUGGCCGGGAACGAAAUCACGGCUAAAUCUGCCCCGGCUCUCGCUUCCUGUAUAGCUUCGAAACAGUUUCUUUCGAUCCUGAAUCUCGGCGAGAAUGAACUUAAGGACGAGGGUGCGAUCUUGAUAGCCAAGGCCCUCGAGGAGGGGCACGGGCAAUUGAUCGAAGUCGACGUGAAUACGAAUCUGAUUAGACGAGCGGGUGCUCGACGUCUUUGCCAGGCUGUUGUGAAGAAACCCGGGUUUAAAUUGUUGAAUAUCAAUGGGAAUUAUAUAUCCGAUGAGGGUAUCGACGAGGUGAAGGAUUUGUUCAAGAACUGCCCCGACGUUCUCGGUCCUCUCGACGGGAACGAUCCCGAUGGAGAUGAAUAUGACGACGAUGAGCAUGACGUUAAGGUUCGUGACGGCGGCGGCGACGAACAUGAAUUGGAGUCGAAACUCAAGGGCCUUGAAAUUAAACACGGAGAGUGAGAGGCAUUGCAUGUUUUGUCUUAGAAAUGCAUUAAGACUGUGAUGAUUUAAUUGCUUUGUUGCUACAUUUAAUUCUACUUUCUUGUUUAGCUUUGUUUUUCUUAUUUAUGAUCAACGUCUUUAAUUUGAAUUUAAAUUGAAAUUUUCUGUCUA
Molecule: messenger RNA, 1908 nt
Organism: Andrographis paniculata
Lineage: Eukaryota; Viridiplantae; Streptophyta; Magnoliopsida; Lamiales; Acanthaceae
Product: RAN GTPase-activating protein 1
Exons: 2
Coding region: 139-1755 (538 amino acids)
Molecular function (GO): GTPase activator activity; protein binding
Source: RefSeq, a predicted model, not a curated record